AUGGCGACGGGACGCGGCCGGCUCCUGCAGCAGCUUUGGUUCGGCCUCCAGGCGCUGCGUUUGCCGCCCGGCGGCGCCGGCGCGGCCCCGGGGACUGACCGGGAGGCCGCCGGGCCCGCCGAGUUCAGAUUUCAGGGCAGCAGGUCCUCCAGCUGUGUGGAUGCCUUUGGAACCACUGUACCUGCCCUAAAGGAUUAUGCUAUCAAACUGAUGCCUUCAGAAAUCUUGCUGAAGAUCUUUUCCUACUUGGAUGCUGUGACCCUGCUGUGUGCUGGAUGUGUGAAUAGGCGCUUUUAUCAUCUGGCCAAUGACAAUUUUAUUUGGAUCAGAAUCUAUUCAACUGCAUUUUCACCUAAAAGAUCUAACUGGAAAGUUAACUCAGCAGAGACGACUGCUGUAUCUAUGAACUUACUGUCGGUUGAGGAUAAAGAAGCUGGAUAUUGGAAGAAAGAAUAUAUCACAAAACAAAGAACAUCUGUAAAAGCAGCGCUAGCUCAGGUUCUCCAGCCUGUCAACCCUUACACAGGCCUUCCAGUCAAAACCAAAGAGGCACUCAGAAUAUCUGGUUUAGGUUGGGUAAUUAUACUGAAAGAAAAAAAUGGAAAAGAGUACAUCAUGGAGCACGUUGACCUUUCCAUAAAUGAUUCAUCAGUGACGAUUAUGUGGUAUGGCAAAAAUUGGCCACAGUUAGCCACGUUGUCAACCUUAGAUUUGUGUGGUGUGAUGCCAGUUUUUAUGGACCGGUCUAAAACCCCCUCCAAAAAUGGACCUCGGUGGCAUUCUUUAAUUGCAAAGUACAACCUGAGUAAUUUAACUGAAUCCACCAUGAUUGGCUGGGACAGACUCAUUCGGAUCUUCUGUCUACACCCGGGCCUCCUGGUGGGGCUGUGGAAGAGGGAGGAAGAACUGGCUUUUGUUAUGGCAAAUCUUCAUUUCCAUCACCUUGUGGAGAAGAGCACGUUAGGCUCAGCCACUGUCCCCUACGAGCUACCUCCUCAUACCCCCCUUUUGGAUGACAACCCAGAGUGCGGACUGCAUGGCUACCAGCUCCAUGUUGAUAUGCACAGCGCUGGAAUUUUCUACAUGUGUGGUACAUUUCGCAGUCUCUUUACCAAGAAAGGAUCCAUUGAAAAUGGAUAUGUGAAGCUUGUUGUUAUAAGUUUCAAAAAUAACACAGAACACCUACCUCUUAUUGGAAAAGUUGGCCUCUCUUGGAGAACUGAUGUUUUCGAUGGCUGUAUAAAGAGUUGUUCUAUAAUGGACGUAACCCUUUUGGAUGAAUAUGGGAAACCCUUUUGGUGUUUCAGUUCCCCUGUUUGCAUGAGAUCUUCCGGGCCCUCUGAUGGGCCUAACUUCUUGGGACACACUUACUAUGUUGACUAUGUGGACUCAGAAGGAAAAGUGCACAUGGAGCUGGUGUGGAUCAAAGAGACAGAAGAAUACUUCAUCGUCAGCCUGGUCCUUUACCUGAGGAUAGCAAAAAUAAACCACUGGUUUGGGACAACAUACUAA
Molecule: messenger RNA, 1512 nt
Organism: Odobenus rosmarus divergens (Pacific walrus)
Lineage: Eukaryota; Metazoa; Chordata; Mammalia; Carnivora; Odobenidae
Gene: FBXO15
Product: F-box protein 15
Exons: 10
Coding region: 1-1512 (503 amino acids)
Molecular function (GO): protein binding
Source: RefSeq, a predicted model, not a curated record